This is a messenger RNA of Brettanomyces nanus, 729 nucleotides long. RefSeq lists its product as uncharacterized. Gene Ontology annotation, cellular component: peroxisomal membrane; peroxisome. NCBI's taxonomy places the organism in Eukaryota, Fungi, Ascomycota, Pichiomycetes, Pichiales, Pichiaceae. The transcript has 2 exons. The record is from RefSeq and is a predicted model, not a curated record. Gene Ontology annotation, biological process: protein import into peroxisome membrane. Bases 1 to 729 code for a protein of 242 amino acids.
AUGAGAAGAAUGGCGCAAAAUGAUCCGGAAUUGUCCAAUGACUUAGAGGGGUUUCUCAAGGAUUUGACAGGUAAGGAUGCAACUAAACUUGAGGGAAGCAGUGCGAAGAAGGAUUCGCCAUCCAAUGAUGGAACUAAUUUCCAACAUGUGAUAUCAGAAACUGUAAAUCGGCUUAAAACUUCUGGGAAUAACGUGGAUAAGACGAUCCACGAGGAAAGUAAAGACGACGAGUUGUUGGCUACUCUACUGAAGUCUCUAAACCUCGAUAUAGGAAAGGAAAAGCAAGACGGUGACGGUACAGAUAUAAGCAAGUUGUUGGUAGAUAUGCUUGACAAGCUAUCGAGCAAGACCAUCCUCUAUGAGCCUUUGAAUGAUCUUUACUUAAAGUUUGGUCCGUGGUUGGCUGAAUCCAAGAAUAAAACAAAUUCUGACUACUCAAAGUAUCAGGAUCAAUAUGAAAUAGUAAAGAAGAUAGUCUUCAAAUUCCAGGAAUCCAGCUAUGAUGACGACAAUUCACAUGAUAAGGAGUUUAUCAAUACGAAUCUAGAGCAAUUACAGGAACUCGGCUUACCUCCUAAGGAAUUGGUUAAUGAUGAUCUUAAUUUCUUGAACUUCAAAGGUGCUGGCAACCAGAAUGGGUCCAAGGAUCCACAUAAUCUGGAAUUUGGAGACGAUGAUAUUCCAGAAGAAGUUAGUAAAGAACUAGAGGACACAUGCCAGCAGACAUGA